CCCCUUUGAUCAGUAUCCAUUGCAAUUAAAAGGAUUAGGGAGGUGCUGUGCAACCGCAAAGUAACCAAAAGUACCGUGCGCCUCCAUUUAUACAGUUAAAAAACUGAAAAUGACAAAAAAUCGAAAAUCCCUAGGUGAAAUAUUUUCUAGGUCACAGAUAUCGAAAAGGGACCCCCUUAGCUACCUUUCCACGAAAAAACAUUUUAGGUACAUUCAAUUUCAAUAAUAAUUGCCUUCCGCCAUGGCGUGCGACGGUUACUUCCGCUGGGCCUGCAAAAAGAAAACCUGUACCGAGGAGGAACUCUUCGCCGAAAAGGAGGUGAAGUACGUUCCGUCGGAACAGCGCAAGGCCGAUCAGAAGUUCUUGGACGAGGAGGUCCUGAAGGCCAUCAAGGCGCACCCGGAGGACAAGGUGAUUCGCCGGUACCUCAAGACGAUGUUCUCCAUGCCAACGUAAAUAUUAUCUUAAUGUUAAGCCUUUAGAGGAUUCAGCUAAAGAGUUGAAUCUGUGCUGCACCAGUCUGAGAAUUUCUUGGGCCAACGGAGACUUAGCGGCACAUGCAACCCAAAUGCUGAAGGAAUCCUCAUG
This is a messenger RNA of Culex pipiens pallens (northern house mosquito), 589 nucleotides long. Its product is annotated as 60S ribosomal protein L6-like. The coding region runs from base 242 to 457 and encodes 71 amino acids. Gene Ontology annotation, biological process: translation. The transcript has a single exon. The record is from RefSeq and is a predicted model, not a curated record. Gene Ontology annotation, molecular function: structural constituent of ribosome. NCBI's taxonomy places the organism in Eukaryota, Metazoa, Arthropoda, Insecta, Diptera, Culicidae. Gene Ontology annotation, cellular component: ribosome.